Messenger RNA from Oncorhynchus tshawytscha (Chinook salmon), 2931 nucleotides. Its product is annotated as angiopoietin-1. The transcript is spliced from 9 exons. The record is from RefSeq and is a predicted model, not a curated record. Gene Ontology annotation, biological process: Tie signaling pathway; angiogenesis. Bases 375 to 2051 code for a protein of 558 amino acids. Gene Ontology annotation, molecular function: receptor tyrosine kinase binding. Lineage: Eukaryota; Metazoa; Chordata; Actinopteri; Salmoniformes; Salmonidae.
ACAUACAGACAGGCAGACAUGAGGAACAGCACUACAUACAGCCAGCCCUGAGGAGGAGGAUACAACACAGAUCACUCCACUGACUGACAAUGUAGUCUACAUCACACAACUGUGUAGUGUGGAUCCCUGUCCUGGAUCUGGACCAGCAACAACAACUAACAAGACAACUGGUGAUAAAUUGGGAUGAGUUCCACACUGACACUUGACAGGACUACUCAUCCAUUCCUACUGAUGGGAAGCGGCCAUCUUUCUGGAUCGACGGUCUACCUCCCAACCGUCUGAUUGACGACAGGACAGGAAGACAUGCUGUGAAGAGAGACAGAAGACAGACAGAAGCCAUAAAAGAGGACCGUUAGCCUGUGUUUCCUGCUGCCAUGCCGUGGUACUUCCUGCCCUGCCUGCCCAGCUGCCACAUGAUCUGGCUGGUUCUGGCUGCCCUUCUGCUGCUACUGACAGGCUAUGUGUCUGUGUCUCUGGAAGAGCUGCCUAAGGGCCCAGGGGACAUAGCUGGCAGCGGGUCCAUGAGCGCCAGCACUAACACUAACGCUCGCCAGUACAACUCUAUCCAGCACGGAUCCUGCACCUAUACCUUCCUGCUACCAGAUAACGCUGGGGGGAACAGGCCGUGCUUGACGGAGGCGGAGGGGGUCGGCAGCUCCAGCACCAGCCAGGGACAGGGACAGGGACAGUACCAGGGGAACACUCUACAGGGAGAUGCCCCCCUGAAAAAGCCCAAGCUCCCAGGACUGGCCCCGGCUCUGGGGAACCAGAGGAUCCAACACCUGGAGAACGUCAUGGACAACUACACACAGUGGCUUCACAAUAUUGAGAGAUAUGUGAAGGACAGUCUGAAUGUGGAGAUGGCUCAGCUGCAGCAGAGUGCUGUCCACAAUCACACAGUUGCCAUCUUGAAUCUAGGCACCAACUUCCUGACCCAGACUGCCCAGCACACACGGAAACUGACAGACGUAGAGAUCCAGGUGUUGAAUCAGACCUCCAGGCUGGAGAUUCAGCUCCUGGAGAACUCUCUGUCCACCAACAAACUGGAGACCCAGCUCCUCCACCAAUCUACAGAGAUCAGCAAGCUGCACGACAAGAACAGGCUCUUAGAGCAGAAGAUGCAGGAGCUGGAGUCUGGGCACCAUGAGGAGCUGGUCACCUUCCAGGAGGAGAGGUCCAGCCUGCAGCAGCUGGUAGCCAGACAGAGCAGUGUGAUCACAGAGCUGCAGACCCAUCUGGACCAGGCCACUGGCAACAACAGUAUCCUGCUUAGCCAACAACAGCAGCUCACUGAGACCGUCAACAGUCUGCUGAAACUCUGCUCUAAGGACAGAGGGUCUGGAGUGGUGGCAAACAGCAACCUUGCCUUUAAGCAGAGAGAUUCAUCUCAUGAGGAGAGAAAGUAUCAGGACUGCUCUGAAGUCUUUCAAGCUGGCUUCAACAACAGUGGAUUAUAUACUAUUCACAUCAACACCCAGGAGACCAAAAAGGUUUACUGUAACAUGGAGGCAGCAGGGGGAGGAUGGUCCGUCAUUCAGAGGAGAAAAGAUGGAACCAUGGACUUCCAGAGGACGUGGAAGGAGUACAAGAUGGGCUUUGGGAGUCUGUUUGGAGAACACUGGCUGGGAAAUGAGUUUGUGUUCCUGCUGACCAGCCAAAGGCCCUACAACCUGAGGGUGGAAGUGACCGACUGGGACGGACAGCAGGCCUUCUCCCACUAUGACCGUUUCUACAUCGGCAGCGAGAAGCAGAAUUACAGGCUGUUCCUGAAGAGUCACAGUGGAACGGCAGGCAGACAGAGCAGCUUGGUCAUCAACGGAGCAGACUUCAGUACCAAGGAUAUGGACAACGACAACUGCAUCUGCAAAUGUGCUCUCAUGCUCACUGGGGGUUGGUGGUUCGAUGCCUGUGGACCAUCGAACCUGAAUGGGAUGUACUACAGUCAUGGUCAGAACAUGGGUAAACUGAAUGGGAUUAGGUGGCACUACUUCAAAGGGUCUAGUUACUCUCUCCGUGCUACUACCAUGAUGAUACGACCAGCAGACUUCUGAGAGGACCUUUUGGUGACUGUCGUUGGGUACGUUGUCCAUAGACAUAUUGGCAUCAUUAGUCAUGUUUCCAUCCAACUGUUUUUAUGCGAUAAAGUAAAGUACUGUCCAACAGGUGUGACGGAAACACAAAAUAGAAGGUGGGAUAAUUGUUUGUACUUUGACUUAAAAAAUAGCAACCUAAUUUUGUUUUCUAUGAGGAACUUGGAUUCUGACUUUCUGGUGCUUACAUGUCCUCUUGAAAUACAUUGAUUGUUUGAGCACCAGCUCUGCAAUGAAUCAAACUGUAGAAGUGGGUUACAUGAAGAGGAUAUGAAUGUAAGAUUUGGGGCUUUUGAAAGACUUUAAUUUGUCUGGCUUUCAUUUAUUUUUUCAUUUGUCUCUCAUUUUUCAUUUCUCUUUUCAUUUGACUCUCAUUUGUCUCUUUCAUGUAUCUGUUGUGUAUUGUUCUUCUAUGGGUAAGGUAUUCCUGUUAACAUGUUGUGAAUCAGUGUACUGCUCUCUUAGUCUGCACUGUGGGCAGAGAAGCCUGAUGGCCUAGACUGAAUACACUUCAGAACACUGUUAUGGAUAUUAUUUGCCUAUAUAGUGGAUUGCUGUGUGUGUGUGUGUGUGUGUGGAAUGUACUGUGUUUUAUAUCAUCAUGUUUAAGGAAUGGUGUCUAUGUGUGUCUCACCACACUUGAAUAUUUAAUGGAAUAGAGAUAAAUAAUUGAUGUCUUCACUUUCAUGUUUUCAGUAUUAAAGUAUUAAAAGCAUUGUUGCUCUUAUACCCUUCCUAGAUUUGUACUAAUUUGCAACAUCUAUUGGGGCCUUUGUUGAACUUUGUAACAAUGACAAAAGUACUUUUUUUGUGCCAUGAAUUAAAAAUAUUUCCCCUAAAA